Messenger RNA from Racocetra persica, 324 nucleotides. The record is from the annotation of a GenBank genome assembly. NCBI's taxonomy places the organism in Eukaryota, Fungi, Glomeromycota, Glomeromycetes, Diversisporales, Gigasporaceae.
AUGUUUACAAAAGAUGAAAAAUUUUGUAUCCAGAAGCUUGAUCCAGAAGAACCUUCUUCAACUGUGAUGAAACUUAGGAAAAAAAAGAAAAUCGAUUAUAGUGAAAGCCCAACAGAGAAGAAAUCCUCUGGUUCAGAGUAUCAAGAAAAACAAGAGAAACUUAAGAAGAUAACUUAUACCAACAAUAAUGAAAUUGAAAAAGUGCAGAUGUCAGAAAAGGAUUUUAAUAAGUUCACAAAAGUAUUCCAAAAACUCGAAGAUAGCAAAAAAUGGGUAUUAAAGUCUGAAAAGAUUGUUGAAGAUAGUUAUACAAGUUUGGAAUGA